Messenger RNA from Capsicum annuum, 1671 nucleotides. RefSeq lists its product as uncharacterized. Bases 248 to 1438 code for a protein of 396 amino acids. The transcript is spliced from 2 exons. Gene Ontology annotation, cellular component: nucleus. Lineage: Eukaryota; Viridiplantae; Streptophyta; Magnoliopsida; Solanales; Solanaceae. The record is from RefSeq and is a predicted model, not a curated record.
AAUUGAAUAGUUAUUGGGACCUCUACAAUUUUUGGACAACUUGUUUUGAAAAAUUUGACCUCAUGUAAGUUACAUACGGUAGUUAAUAUUAGAAGAUCCGUGAAAAGGUUUGCGAGCUCAUAACCGGAGCUCGGUAGAGAUAUCCUACGAGCCUUUGAAAUAUCCGGCUGUAAGCUUCUUGUAUAUGAACCCUAGCCCCUAAACGCUUUCAUUUGCCAUAUUGUGAAAACCUAUUAUUGUACCCCCAAUGGAAUCUUUGUUUGCAAACUAUGCUUCUUCAGAUGAAGAUGAAGAUGAAGUAGAGCACCCCAGCCGAGCUUUCUCAUCUCUUCCUCCCCCAAAAUCAACUUCUUCAUCUUCUUUCCUUUCAUUACGCCCACCUAAAUCCCUUUCAAUAACUGAAGAGGAUGAUGAUGGAGAAUUGAGGCCACGUAAUGUUGGAAUUACUGAUAAACGCUUGUCUUCUCUUCCUCAACCUAUAUCCACAUCUUCUUCUUCAUCGGUUUUCUCUGUCCUUCCACCUCCAAAGACCACCAAACCAGAUCCCCCUUUGUCUUCCUCGGAUCCUAAACCCAAAAGGAUUGUUCAAUUUGAGCCUCCUGUCAACCUUUUCUCUAAUAGUGUGGAUGAAGACGAGGAUGAAGAUGAGGACGAGGAUGAAAAAGACAAACAAAGAAAUAGGUCUGGAACUCUUGCUCAAACUUGUUCGGUUAAGUCAUUUUUGUCGAGCAUUCCUGCCCCAAAGAACUCCACCACUUUGGGUGUUUUGGGUUCGGGCUCCGGAAGAAGAUCUUUGACCAUUGAAGCAGAUGUCCCUGUUCUUAAUCCAGCUAGCUACAAUGUUCUAGUUAAUGCCAAUACAGGGUACAGUGAGGGUUCAAAUGUGGGAGGUUUUGAUGUUCCCUCUCAACACAAUGCUGUUGCAGGUGAUUACACUAAUUGGAAUGCACAGGGUUAUGAAGGUUAUGCUGGCUAUGGUAAUGAUGUGGCUACUGAUUAUUCUCAUGCUGCUCCAACAGAUGUGAAUUAUGCUGACUAUGGCACUUACACUGGUUAUGAGCAGUAUUUUCAUAAUUGGACUGAUGGAUCUAGUGCAACAGCAGCAUCAGCAUCAGAAAUUACUGAUACGGCCGAAGUUGCUUUUAGAGUGCCUGGGAAGAGAGGCAGGAGUGAUGCUCCACAGAAUAUUGUUGAGGUGAACCAGGACGAGUUGAUGAAGAAUAGACCAAGGGAAGACCAGACAAGGCUUACCGGGAUUGCCUUUGGGCCAUCAUACCAGCCUGUUUCUAGCAAGGGAAAGCCUUCUAAGCUUCUCAAAAGAAAGCAUCAAAUUGGUACUUUAUAUUUUGAUAUGAAACAAAAAGAGAUGGAGCUGGCGGAGCGACGUGCCAAGGGGAUGCUAACAAAAGCUCAAACUCAAGGAAAGUAUGGUUGGUGACAUUAAGCAUCAGUUUUAUGCGAGGACAUGGUGAAUGAGCAGCUCCCCCUUGGUUUUCUCAUCAAAUUUCAGAUCUGUAUUCUAUCGCCUUGUUUAAAUGUAAUAGAUAGUCCUUUUGUUGGCUUUGGAAAAAUACUGUAGUUCAAUAUUUCUGCUGUUCCCUAAUAGCAAGUAGUGUGAAUACUAAUUGUUCUCUGAAAUGAAAUACAAAUGAUGGCAAAUUAUUGAUUGUA